UUCCUUUUGGUUAGAAAUUAGUCACCAUUCAUUCACAAGGGAACAUAAAUCACGAUGUUAAAGAGAAUGCUUCAGAUUCCAUGCCAAAUUUAAAAGCAAGCAAGCAGAUAAAGGGUCAGUACAAAGUUUAACGUUGUAGGAGAAACAUGGCUCACCGCUCUAUCCAACCGUGUUUGCUGUUGCUAUCGUGUGUGUCUUUUAUAAUUGGUGUAAACGGGCUUAAUUAUUGCUUUCAUUCUCUCAAUGCUUUCGGAGCAAUGUGGAAACGUACUAUUUCAGGUACUCUAGGGAUAAUAUGUCUACUGCUUUCAUUGGUGACGGUCCGCAUUUCGACACUACGAAUAGCUGAUGGACAUACGGUCAUCACAGCUAUACUCCACUACGUACUUAUCAACUGCACCUUACUCAGAAAUGAACUACGCAUGCGUGAUUAUCAUUCAGCGUGGAGAAAUCCACGUGAAGCACAGGAGAAACUCCUGCAGGACAUCAUCCAAAAAAACGGUGACACAGUUUACGGGCGACAACACAAGCUGAAAGACGUUCAUUUUCUAAAUGAUCUAAGGAAGACACAUCCUCUGACUACAUACGACCAUUAUCGCUCAUACAUCGACAGAAUGGCAAUUGGAGAGAAAGGUGUGUUAACUUCUGAGGCACCAAUGCGCUUUGCUCUCACCUCCGGUACUACGGGCAAGGCUAAAAUGUGGCCCUAUCUCAAAUCAUAUAUAUCAGAUUCAUACAAGAUCAUGUACGGUUUGGUCAGUGCUAUCACGUUUAAGACCUUCAACGAGAGGAGUCUGUUGCAACAAGAUAUUUGGCUUUACACUGCUCCAAAAACAAGAUUCACCGAAGGAGGUAUCUUAAUGGGACUUGGGUCGUUUAUUAAGUCCUUUGAGCAUGCUGUAGAGUCCAAAACUGCAGAUAACACGGAUCGGCUGUAUUACCUGGACCAAUACACUAGAGGGGAAGCAAACUCCAUUGUCAAGAGCUGUAUGUAUGGACCAAGUGAAGCAGGCUACCUAAAGGCAAAGGAGCUGCUAAGGAAAAAGUUUGGAGAUAAACAUAAGAUAAUGGAAGCUAUGAUGAAUAAAGCUUCACAAUGGCCUGAAAUCAAGUCAGAAGAUGGAGAGGAGCUUCACAAGUACUCCACAUUCAUAACUGAGUUGCAUAACAUGGCGAUAGAUUUGAACAUGGAAAUGGAAGUGAAUCACACACAAAAUGUAAAGAUGGUCAUAGGAAGGUUGCCUUUUAAGUUGAGAGAUAAGUGGAGGUACAAAGCUGAUGACAUUGUAGAAGAACGGCAAAGGAGAAUUACAUUUGGUGAUGUGCAGGCCUUCAUUGCCAAACAGACCAGGAUUAUGACAAACCCAGCCUACGGGGACCUGAAAUACACACAGUCACAGAGUCAGGGAAGAACACCUGGAAGGCUUGGAAAGUCUGCAGCUCCACAUAAAGCCAGCCUUAACACGGCUAUGAGACAAGACACAAAGACAAGUGGCAAUGGUCAAGAGUUUGCACAUACAGCCAGCAAUGACACAACUAUGAAAGUUGGAAUAAUGGAAGGAGGAAAAGAAAUCUGCACUUUCUGUAAUGAUGAGAGCCACCAAAUCGAGGAAUGUAAGGUGUUAUCAUCACAGCCUUAUGAUGACAGGAUAACCUUCUGUAAGAAAACUGGGCUAUGUUUCAGCUGUCUAAAGAAGGCCAGGCAUAUUGCCAAAGAUUGCAGAAGGAAAUUAAAAUGCAGCAAAUGUAACAGACUGCAUCCGACAGCAUUACACAGAGACUGGAAGGGUAAUUCUAACAGUAACAGUCAAGAUAGCAACAAUGCUGACAGGCAACAUGUCAGACUGCAGCCCCAAGAGGCAGAAGCAUCGUUCACCCCUUCAGUAGUGACACAGAUAAACAAUCAUGAAAAUGAUGAUGGAAAUGUAGAUGAUGGCCAACAAGCAACGGCGAGGAAUAUCAAGUGCAGUUAUAUUGAUUCCAGAGCUGAGUCAGCUGACGUACUACCUGGAAUAGUCCCAGUGCUGAUUCGUUCACAAGACACACAGGUCCAACUGAAGACAUAUGCAUUGAUUGAUUCAGGAAGCAAUGCAGUAUUUUGCACGGAUGAAUUGGCAAGAGACCUGAAGGUUAAAGGGAAAAAGAUGAACAUUCACAUGUCAACCAUGACAGAUGAGAAGGUGGUGUCAAGCCAUAUCAUAAGUAAUCUGGAAAUUACUGAUUUACAUGGACAGAACAGCAUAAACCUCCCUGAAGUAUAUGCUCGAGAGCAGAUACCAGUGUCAGAAGAUGACAUACCAAGAGAAGGAGACCUCGUGAAAUGGCCAUACCUUCAAGACAUCCAGCUACCGACCUCAGAUGAAGAUGUGCAUGUUGGUCUGUUAAUAGGAAGUAACAUUCCAAGGGCCAUGGAACCAGUCGAGGUCAUAAAUAGUGAAGUACCUAACGGCCCUUUCGCAUGUAAGACAGCUCUUGGCUGGAUAGUGUACGGAGCAACUAAGGAUCAGGCCAAGCAACAUACAAUUCAUUCUCACAGAGUAAAGGCCAAGACAAACAUUGAUCAACAACUCGAAAGUCUGUUCAAUCAGGACUUUAAUGAGCGAAUUAUCAACGACAAACAAGAGAAGUCGCAAGAGGACUUGUCCUUCAUCAAGAAAGUUGAAAAGUCAAUUAAGCAGCAAGAUGAUGGACAUUUUGAAAUUGGUUUGCCUAUGAAAAGAGAGGAAGUUAAACUUCCUAACAAUAGGAGUCAGGCAACGCAGAGGGCGGCUCACUUGAAGAAAAGGUUUGAGAGGCAGCCAGAUUUCAGACAGGACUACACCGAAUUUGUGACCAAGAUGCAGAACAAAGGUUAUAUGGAGAGGGUGCCCGAACAUGAAACCAAGAGGGAUGAUGGCCGUGUUUGGUAUUUACCACACCAUGGAGUCGUACACCCACAGAAGAAGAAACUUAGAGUCGUCUUUGACUGCUCGGCCGAAUUUGGAGUGUUCUGUCUCAACCGAGAGCUGUUACAGGGGCCGGAUCUAACUAACACACUGUUUGGAGUUUUGACAAGGUUUCGGCAAGACAAAGUGGCCUUGAUGGCGGAUAUUGAAGGCAUGUUUUCGCAAGUUCGAGUACCCAAAGACGACAGAGAUCUCCUUCGCUUUCUUUGGUGGGAGAAAGGAGACAUUGAGCAGCCCUUGACUGACCAUAGAAUGAAAGUACAUGUAUUCGGAGCAGUAUCAUCCCCAUCAUGCGCUAACUUUGCGCUGAAGAGAGCAGCUCAAGAACAAGCAGACAGUUUCUCAAAUGAAGUCACAAGCACAAUUCAGAAGAAUUUCUACGUAGAUGACUGUUUGUUCUCAACUCCCAGUGUACAACAGGCAGUUAAAUUGGCAACAGAUGUAACAGCUGCAUGUGAAGGGAGAGGAUUUCAUCUUACCAAGUGGGUUUGUAACGAACCAGAGGUAAUGAAGACGAUUCCAGAAAAGGAAAAGGCAAAGAGUGUUCAAGAUCUGAGCUUAGACAACAAGAAUCAAGUCACAGAAAGGGCCCUUGGCAUCAUAUGGUCCACAAGUGAAGAUACAUUUGGUGUCAAGAUAGAUCUGAAGGCCAAACCGCUGACAAGAAGGGGGAUUUUAUCCACAGUGAGUUCUGUGUUUGACCCUUUGGGCUGUGUAUCACCAGUGGUGCUGCCAGCAAAACAGCUCCUACAGACAUUGUGCAGAUCUCAACUAGGAUGGGAUGCAGAAAUUCCAAGUGAGCUGAUGAGGAAAUGGCUACAAUGGAGGACUGAGUUACCAAAGCUCAUGCAAUUCAAGAUGGAUCGAUGUCUGAAGCCAGACGGCUUCGCACCACAAUCAGUCACCCUGCAUCAUUUCUCCGAUGCGAGCGAAAAGGGCUAUGGUGUUGUCUCAUACCUCAGAUGGGAAAAUGAAGACGAGGUACAGAUGAAAUUCGUAACAAGUAAGGCAAGAGUGGCACCAUUGAAAGAGGUAUCCAUUCCCAGAAUGGAGUUGACAGCAGCGAAUGUAGCAGUGAGGAUAGACCACAUGAUCAAGCAGGAGCUAGAUAUUCCUAUUGAGGAAACAUACUUCUGGACAGAUAGUCAGACUGUACUUGGAUACAUCAAUAACAGUACUGCUAGAUACAAGACUUUCGUGGCAAAUAGACUAGCCGUGAUUCGUGAUGGAUCAAAGCCUUCGCAGUGGCGAUAUGUUGAGUCUUCGCUCAAUCCAGCAGACAUAUGUUCGAGGGGAAUAACAGUGGACAAGUUUCUUGAACUUGAAUAUUGGAAGGAUGGACCAGCUUUCCUUCGGCACCCAGAGAAGGAGUGGCUUGCAACGAGUGAAGUCCCUCAUUGCAAAUUGAUAGAUGAGUUGGAAGUAAAGAAAUCCUGCCUUGCCACUGAAGUUACCCCAGAGAAAGAAGUGCCAAACCACACUCAUGAAGUGAUUCAUCACUACUCAGACUGGAUUAGGAUGAAGAGAGCAGUGUGUUGGCUGAGAAGAUUCAUAAGAUGGAUCACAUUGAAAUCUGAGGCCAAAGAUGUGUCCGAAGGUGACAGUUUGAAAGGACGGAUUACACUCCAGGAAAUGGACGCAGCUGAGAUGGUGAUCCUGAAGUUUGUGCAAAAGGAAAAUUUUGCACAGGAAAUCAAAUGUCUGGAAAGCAAGGACCCCUCUGGGGUACAAAGAGGAAGACAGAAACCAGGAGUGAAGAAAACCAGUCCAAUCUAUAAGCUUGAUCCAGUGCUUGAUGAGGGACUGUUAAGAGUGGGAGGAAGACUCCAGAAGAGUUCCCUACCAGACAAUGCAAAGCACCAAGUAAUUCUCCCAAAGAAAGGGCAUGUCUCAAAGUUGAUCCUGGAGAAUCUACAUAAAAUGUCAGGACAUAUGGGGAGGAAUUACAUGCUGUCCAGCCUUCAUCAGAAAUACUGGAUGCCCAGUGCCAAGGCAGCUAUCGGGAGAAUGAUCAGCAGCUGUAUUUCUUGCAGACGCCAUAGAGCUAAGAUUAUGCAACAGAAGAUGGCAGAUCUGCCAGCUGAUCGAGUGAGACCUGAUGAACCCCCCUUUACGAAGGUUGGAAUUGAUUACUUUGGACCAUUGGUGGUGAAGAGAGGGCGAUCAGAGGUAAAAACAUAUGGAGUGAUGUUCACCUGCUUAGCUAUCAGGGCAAUACAUAUAGAGAAGGCCGAGAGUCUGAGCACUGACUCAUGCAUUGCUGCCAUUAGGAGAUUCAUCGCCAGACGGGGAACAGUAAAAGAAAUGAGGUCAGAUAAUGGCACAAACUUGAUCGGAGCACAAAGAGAACUAAAACGUGAGAUUGAGAACUGGAAUCAGGCUCAGAUCAGUGAUGCUAUGUUGCAGCGCAACAUCCAGUGGACAUUCAACCCUCCGGGUGGCUCCCAUCACGGUGGCGUGUGGGAGCGUCAAAUUCGUACUGUGAGGCAGGUGCUCUUCAACUUGGUUAGGCAACAAAGACUGGACGAUGAAGGUUUACAGACCUUCCUGUGUGAAGCUGAAGGUAUCAUCAAUGGGAGGCCUAUAACCAAAGCCUCAAAUGACCCUAACGACUUGGAAGCAUUAACGCCAAACCAUUUGCUUCUGAUGAAGUCCCAACCAGCACUACCUCCGACAAUAACUAGAGAAACUGAUAUCUAUGUAAGAAGAAGAUGGCGACAGGUCCAGUACAUGUCGGAUCUGUUCUGGCGCAGAUGGACGAAGGAGUAUCUACCCCAGUUACAGCAAAGGCAGAAGUGGGUGGAGCCACAUCGCAAUCUUCAGGUGGACGACUUGGUGCUCGUGGUAGAUCAGACAAUACCACGAAACUUUUGGUUGCUGGGCCGAGUUUCUCGAGUACUUCCUGAUGCUGAGGGCUUGGUUCGAAGAGCAGAGGUGAAGACGAAAUUGGGCGUCUACUUAAGGCCGAUCAGCAAGCUGUGCUUCAUAUUGGAAGGGGACGCGUAA
Molecule: messenger RNA, 5951 nt
Organism: Strongylocentrotus purpuratus (purple sea urchin)
Lineage: Eukaryota; Metazoa; Echinodermata; Echinoidea; Camarodonta; Strongylocentrotidae
Exons: 5
Coding region: 147-5951 (1934 amino acids)
Biological process (GO): DNA integration
Molecular function (GO): zinc ion binding; nucleic acid binding
Source: RefSeq, a predicted model, not a curated record